GGUACAACUGUAGCCCUGGUUGAUUUUGUUUAUAAUACUCUGGUGCUUUCCGAAUCCCAUUUAAAUGGACGAAAUCCUGUUUCCCACGCAGCAGAAAAACAAUUCCUUGAGCGACGGCGACGAUGUCGACCUCAAAUUCUUCCAAACUUCUACCGGCGAGCGGAAAGACAGCGAGACCUCGGAUCCGGGAAACGAUGCGGAUCGUGAUGGCAAAGAUGCGGAUGGUGACAACGACAACAAGAACACGGAUGGUGAUGGUGACUCUGGCGAGCCGGCGCACAAAAAGCUUAAGACUAAAAAGGAACUGGAGGAGGAGGAGCGCGAACGAAUGCAGGUUCUCGUUUCCAACUUUACGGAGGAACAGCUGGAUCGCUACGAAAUGUAUCGUCGCUCAGCCUUUCCCAAGGCCGCCGUCAAGCGUCUGAUGCAAACUAUCACCGGCUGUUCCGUGUCCCAGAAUGUUGUGAUAGCCAUGUCCGGCAUUGCCAAGGUCUUUGUCGGCGAGGUAGUGGAGGAGGCCCUCGACGUGAUGGAGGCCCAAGGAGAAUCCGGUGCCCUGCAACCAAAAUUCAUACGAGAGGCAGUGCGUCGACUGAGGACCAAGGAUCGGAUGCCCAUAGGCCGAUACCAGCAGCCCUAUUUCAGACUGAACUAGCAAGUCGUGGAGUUAAGAAUAUAGUUUGUAAGACUGUUAGUCAAUAUAAGAAUAUAUGUAUAGAAAAGAAAAAUUAAUAAAUAUAAAGAUGUCUUUACCAAGCUUACCAAGAA
Messenger RNA from Drosophila yakuba, 768 nucleotides. It is a transcript of the gene Taf11, whose product is annotated as transcription initiation factor TFIID subunit 11. The record is from RefSeq and is a predicted model, not a curated record. The coding region runs from base 65 to 655 and encodes 196 amino acids. Gene Ontology annotation, cellular component: nucleus; transcription factor TFIID complex. The transcript is spliced from 2 exons. Gene Ontology annotation, molecular function: transcription coactivator activity; protein heterodimerization activity. NCBI's taxonomy places the organism in Eukaryota, Metazoa, Arthropoda, Insecta, Diptera, Drosophilidae. Gene Ontology annotation, biological process: transcription initiation at RNA polymerase II promoter; RNA polymerase II preinitiation complex assembly.